AUGUCAUCUAUUCCAUGCAAAUCUAAGGAUAAAGAUGAUGAAAAGAACUGUUUCGGCUCUCAUGAAUCAACAGCCCGACGUGCUGGUGUUAAUCCAACAUUAUGCGAAUAUGGCGAAGAUUGUCGAACAAAAAAUUCUACAUUUACACAUUUAACGUCACCAAAAGGUCUAGCCACAACUACAAAAGCUAAUUGCAAUUAUGAUGUGAAUUGUACUCGACCAGGUUGUCAUUUCAAUCAUCCUAAUGGAAGAUUAAUUGACCAGAAAGCUGUCUCUUCAUCAGACAGCACUCAGCAGAAUACUGCACCUAAUCAUGCUGUUCUCUCGUCAUCUCGUUUAGAAUAUCAUGAGCAUCAACGUCGUGAUUCAUCACAAUCUGAUACUUCAUCCAGUAGUCAUUUUCGGUCUCUUUCAAAACAUUCAAGGCCAGCAAAAGGCGCAACAGCAACUACAAAAGCUAAUUGCAAUUAUGAUGUAAAUUGUACUCGGUCAGGUUGUCAUUUCAAUCAUCCUAAUGGAAGAUUAAUUGAUCAGAAAGCGGUCUCUUUAUCAGACAAUACUCAACCAAAUACCGCAUCCAGACGUGCUAUUCCUUCGUUACUUCAUUCAGAAAAUCGUGCUCAUCAUAUUCAAUAUUCUUCAAAAACAUCGGAUAUUGUUGAUCAAGUGCUUACUAAUAUUCAUACUAAGACAACUAAGACUACAAUCCAUGAAAAAAGUCAACGACCAUCCGGUAGUGAACUAAUUGAAAUGAUUAGUAAAUUAUUAGCAAAAGCAAAUGAACAGCAGACGGAAUUUGAUUCUAAUGAUCAAGAAUGCAAGGAUAGUGAUGAUGAACAAGUACUUGAUGAUCUCCGAAAGAAUGUAUCACAAGAAUUAAGAUUACAAAGAAAUGAAUUUCAGUCCACCAUCGACACGCUAUCUAAUGAUUACAUGGACAUUCGUUCGUCGGCAAUAGAUACCGAAUACAACGUAGUGCAACUUGAGUGUAUACAAAACAAAAUUGAACGCGAAUUAAAACGUUGGCAAUUGCGCCUUCCUAUAUAUGCAAGACGCUCAGAUAUUAUGGAAAAACUAGAAAGAAAUCAAGUUUUUAUUUUAAAAGCUGAUACAGGUUCAGGAAAGAGCACACAGACAGUGCAGUAUCUAUGUGAUGCUAAUUUUGCUGAUGAAAAACAAAUCAUAUGUACUCAACCACGUAAAUUGGCAGCACGAUCUUUAGCUGCUCGAGUAGCCGAAGAAUACGGAUGUCAGAUUGGUGAAGAAGUUGGCUUUCACGUAGGUGGUGGUCGACCUACAACUUCAAAGCGAACCAAAAUAAAAUUCGUUACCGAUACACUCUUUCUCAAUGAAUACAAAAAUGAUCCAAUGUUAUUAAAGUAUUCAGUCGUUCUGGUGGAUGAAGCACACGAACGAAAGAUCGAUACAGAUAUAGUACUUGGAUUAAUGAAACAAUGUUUGAAAAAAAGAAAAGAUUUAAAGCUCGUUGUCAUGUCCGCUACGUUAGAUAUGGAUCUGCUUUAUAACUAUUUUGCAAAUGACUUUAAAUGUGAUACAUUAGAAGUUGGUGGUCGAACCUAUCCAAUCGAAGACUUUUAUCUAGAUGAUGAUGUUGAAAAUUACAUUCAAGCAUCAGUUACAAAAGCAGUUGAAAUACAUCAAAGUGAUGAAAUUGGUGAUAUCUUAGUAUUUUUAACUGGUCAAGAUGAAAUUGAUUUAGCGUUGGCUGAUUUAUGUAAGAAACUAGAAAACGAUAAAUCAUAUAUCGGUUUGCCAUUACAUGGAAAAUUGUCCGAAGAAGAGAAUGCGCAAAUAUUUGAAAGUAUGCCAGAUAAACGUAAAAUUAUUUUCAGUACAAACGUAGCAGAAACAUCUGUUACGAUUGAUGGAAUUAAGCAUGUAGUCGAAAGUGGAAUGGUAAAAGAGAAAAUGUGGGAUGAGAAAAGAAAAAUGCAAAUGUUAAAGAUUGGACAGAUUACGAAAAGUUCAGUUAAACAACGACGUGGACGAGCCGGAAGAACAUCGGCUGGAAAGGUAAGAAAAUGA
Rotaria sp. Silwood2 is the source of this 2046-nucleotide messenger RNA. Lineage: Eukaryota; Metazoa; Rotifera; Eurotatoria; Philodinida; Philodinidae. The record is from the annotation of a GenBank genome assembly.